AUGUGGAAACAAGUGGACCUUCCCUUCCAGAACUCCGAGCCUCUGCCUCCACUACCUACAACAGAUGAAAUCCGCGCUUGCACCAAUGUCCUCUGGGAGACCACGGCAUCCAAGGUAGUGACGAUCAACGACAAUAUUGUCGUUAAAUAUGGAGGUGGUAUAAACACCUGGGAAGGCCAGGCACUGAUUUACCUUGAACGGCACGUCCCCGAAGUCCCAGCCCCUCGACUAUACGCGAUGUACUAUGAGGGCAAACAACUGUUCUUGGUCAUGCAACGCAUUCCCGGCGUACAGCUGAAUACCAUCUGGCCAUCAUUGACCCCAUCCGAGAAGGAUGGUAUCAUAGCAAAACUCCAAUCGAUAUUCGAUGCUAUGCGAAAAGCUGAGUGUCCAUGGUCCGACUUUUUCGGGGGUCUGGACGGGGGUGGCGUACAUCAUUACUUAUUCUAUAGCCAGCACGGCGAUCACAAAUCUCUAGGGCAUUUCACUGGUGAACCUGCCUUCGUCGCAGGCCUUGCUCGCUUUUAUGAAAAAUAUCUCGCUCGCGUCCUUCAAGGUCAUCGGCCUACACUAACGCAUGGAGACGUUCAGCAGAAAAACAUCAUGAUUGUGGAGAAUAAAACUUGCCGAAAUGAUCAAGGUGGGCGAUCAUUUGACGUCGUACUGGUCGAUUGGGAGAAUGCUGGUUGGUUUCCUGACUUUUGGGGAUUCUUCUGUGCAUCGUGUCCCUUUAUUUUCAAUUGGGAUGAAGACUGGUCAUGGCGAGUUCAGGAAUUUGUUCAUGUGUGGCCUGCUGAAGUGGCUAUUCUGCAAUUGAUUGAUAGAGAUCUAGGCUGGUGA
Messenger RNA from Aspergillus niger, 840 nucleotides. RefSeq lists its product as uncharacterized. Bases 1 to 840 code for a protein of 279 amino acids. The record is from RefSeq and is a predicted model, not a curated record. NCBI's taxonomy places the organism in Eukaryota, Fungi, Ascomycota, Eurotiomycetes, Eurotiales, Aspergillaceae. The transcript is spliced from 2 exons.